AUGGCCGAGGUUUUGUCGCGGAAGUGCUCCACGGAACGGUAUAUAUUUAACGCACGUACUCGGGUUACCAGGACGUUUGCCGGAUCGUGUCUUGGCAUUACUUUUCCUGCUUCGUUCAAUCCAAUCCUGGCUUCCGACCCGUCCCAGUAUUACGGGUCCGCCUACGCUGCUCAGACAACGCCUUUGGGCCAACAGCAGCAACAGGCGGCUCCUGGAACGGCAGUAGCUUAUGGUCAAACGACUUGGCCAGCUGGAUACGCCAUAGACGCUUCCGCCUACGCACAGUAUUACAAUCAACAAUACUACCAACAAUCGCAAACAGCCGUCGAGAUUCCUCCAGGAGUCUCCACUUCAACCCCAUCAUAUUCAACUGCAGCGCCAUUCUAUCAACAACCGUACACACAUACACCCCAAUACGCCUAUGCUACACCCUCGGUAACAGCCUACGGUAGUCACGGCUACGAUUGGUCAGCGUGGUAUGCGCAGAAUCCGCAGCAGCAACAACAACAGCAACAACAACAUUCCAGUAUACAGCACCCGACAGUGUAUGCGGCGGCGCCGACAGUAAGCUCAACGCUAGCCGCACACCCUCCUCAAAAUAUGAUCUCCAGCACGUCCUCCACAUCCGCACCCUUUACUUCUACCCAACCGGCUGUGACGCAAAAGAUGGCCUACGCCGACGUGGUAAAAGGAUCAUCGACCACAGCCGCGAAACCAUCUGCUUUUGGCGCUGCAAAACCUGCAUAUAUCACGGUGAAACCUCGUAAAGUCCUCGCAGAAUCACCUCUGGUAUCUCAGUCAAAGGAUGAUGAGCCAAGCAGCAAACCCCGUGCAUCGUCCUCGAAGCAGGAGUCUCAGGAUCCAAAUAAAUGGCCUCCUAGUUUAAAGGAGUAUGUGACCAAGGUGUUCGACACAUGUCCAGCGGACAAGAGAGAUAUUGCUGAGAAGCAGAUAAAGGAUCUAAUUGUGCAGACCAUGCAAAAUAACGUCAUAUGGACCACAGACUGGACAAACAUGGCGUUGCCGAGCUAUUGUCAACAGCCAGAGCCGAAAGCGAAGCAGCGUAUCAAUAUUGUGAGCACACCUUCCCCCCCAGCGUCCCCUUCCAUAUCAAAAAAGCGGAAGGAAAUCCCACAAUCACCAGCAGAAUCACGACAGUCCACCAAAAUGGCAACCGUAACCGUUUCUACUUCAUCCAAUGUAUCUUCUGACGACGAAGAUGUGAUGCUUGCCCGCCUUCCUCCGUCGCUGCGCAAAGCGGAGCUUGAGAGACGACAGCAGCGAAAAGAGCGCUUUAAAGCUCGGGAAGAGGAGGAGCGGCGGAAGAAUUUGGAAAAGCAACGGGAAAUACAGCGAGCAAAGGAAGCAUUUUUGCGUGCUGGUGCUGAAGGGAAUCCCGAUGUGAUUGAUUGGGAUGAGUAUACAAUUGUGGGGACUUGCACGGAUCUCGAGAAGCGCUACCUUCGCCUCACUUCGGCACCGGAUCCCGCAUCUGUACGGCCGCUACACAUCCUUCGGCAAACAUUGGACCUGCUGAUCUCAAAGUGGAAAAAGGAGCAAAAUUACACCUUUAUUUGCGAUCAGUUUAAGAGUCUACGGCAGGAUUUGACGGUCCAGCGAAUUAAGAAUGAGUUUACUGUAGCUGUUUAUGAGACGCAUGCCCGAAUAGCGCUUGAAAAGGGCGAUCUUGGGGAGUACAACCAAUGUCAGGCUCAGCUCAUGCAGCUGUAUAACAUAUUCAACUUGCGCGGGUGCCAAGACGAGUUUACUGGUUAUCGUAUUUUAUACUUGGUGCAUACGUCCAACAGAACAGAACUUGUUAAGGUUCUUGGGGAACUGACCGACGAGCAGAAGAAUGGUGAAAUUGUCAAACAUGCCCUUAAUGUCCGAACAGCCGUUGCAAUAGGUGACUAUCACCGAUUCUUUUUGAUGUAUGGUGCAGCACCCCGGCUAUCGGCGUACCUUAUGGAUCAUUUCGCCGAGAGGGAACGUAUUCGUGCACUAAAAAUAAUAUGUCGUGCCUACCGUCCUGGAAUAUCAUUGGACUACAUCGCGACUGAACUGGGAUUCGUUCAUGCGGACGAUGUGUCAGAGAACGACGUGGAUGCGAUUCGCCUAGGGCGUAAAGCGUGUACCAAGUGGCUGAAGGAGCAGGGUGUUCAGUGGGUCAAUGGGGAAGUUGGGCGUACAGUGGACACUAAAGGCAGUUUGCCUGUAUUGCAAGGACUUUUCGAUGCUAUAUCGCGAAAGGGAGUGGAUAUCAAGGGACAGAUACAUUGA
Spizellomyces punctatus DAOM BR117 is the source of this 2280-nucleotide messenger RNA. RefSeq lists its product as uncharacterized. Gene Ontology annotation, cellular component: nucleus. NCBI's taxonomy places the organism in Eukaryota, Fungi, Chytridiomycota, Chytridiomycetes, Spizellomycetales, Spizellomycetaceae. The transcript has 9 exons. The record is from RefSeq and is a predicted model, not a curated record. The coding region runs from base 1 to 2280 and encodes 759 amino acids.